AGCGCUGCUUCCCCGCUUUAGUUGUCGCUGCUUUGCUGCAGCCCGGACGGUCUUCGCGCGAAUAAUGGAGGGCAGGGAGUGAAAAUUGGAGGUGGGCUCGAUUGUGAUAGAAAUCCCAGCAAUGGAGGGUUCUCAAAUGCAGCUUCGUAUCUUUGACCUCAAUUGCUGGGCCAUUUGUUACCUGAGCAAAUUACGGCGAGAGCGUGUUGCAUUGAUUGGGGAUGUCCUUAACCAGGAGGGAUUUGACCUGGCACUCUUACAGGAGGUAUGGAGUGAAAAAGAUUAUCUUGUGCUGCAAAAGAAACUGUGUACCCACUAUCCUUCUUCCCACUACUUCAAAAGUGGGGUGAUUGGCAGCGGGCUCUGCAUCUUCUCCAAACAUCAGAUCCUGGACACCUUCUUGUACCAAUAUUCUGUGAAUGGCUACCCAUACAUGUUCCAGCAUGGAGACUGGUUCGGUGGCAAAUCCGUGGGUCUCAUAGUGCUAAAGAUCGAGGGCAUUAUUUUCAACGUCUAUGUGACUCAUCUCCAUGCUGAAUAUUGUCGAGAGAAGGAUACAUACCUGCCCCAUCGUGUGGUUCAGGCCUGGGAACUUGGCCAGUUCAUACAGCAUACCUCCAAAGGAGCUGAUGUGGUGCUGCUUGGAGGAGACCUGAAUAUGCACCCAGAAGAUGUUGGCAUUCGGCUAUUGAGAGGAUGGACGGGGCUGCGAGAUUCCUUCAUAGCUGCAGAGAAAAUUAAAGGCUGUGAAGAUGGCUGUACCCUUGUGCCAGCCAACUGCUACAUCAACAAGAAAGAACUGCAGUGUUAUCCCCAGGGGAUUCGUAUUGACUACAUUCUUUAUAAAGGCUCAUCUCAAUAUGAUAUUAGAUGCAAUAUUCAUGAAACUACUACAGGAACCGCUCCUGGCAAGGAUUUUCCUUACUCUGACCAUGAAGCUGUCAAAGUGACACUCUCUGUAGUCCAAUCAAAUAAAAGUGAAAACAAUCUUCCAGUUGAGCCGGUUCUGGUGGAUGUCUUGAACGAAGCCCGUCUGGAGGUGCAAGUGGGGUUACAUUCAGCAAAACGGCAGCAGUAUUUGUGUGGCCGCAUGGCCGUCCUGGCUCUGCUUCUGCUGGUCAUACAAGGAGCCAUGGCAAUGAGUUCCAUGUUUGGUGGAGCUCUCCAGCAGCCCUUCCCCAAGUUCUCCUUCUCUUUGCUCAGUCUACUCUCUGUGUCAGUCCUGCUUAUCUCAGCUGUGCUGUAUCUCUUCCACAUCAUCGAAGUGAAGGUGCUGCGGGGAACAGAGGAACAAAUGCGGGUGGGGCUGCAGACACUCCAGGAGAAAUUCAACAGCAGGUGAAACAUUUGAUGGCUGCACUGAUGGCAUGAACCAAGAGACUGGGCAGAGGUGGGAGUAACAAAUCCCUCUGUGAUUCUCAGCAAUAACAGUUCACUGGUUCUAAAUAAGGAAUGGUAAUUAACCUUUGGUACUGUAAAGGGAGGGGGGGUUUAAUAGGCUGGAUUUUUGAGCAGUAACAUUUUUUAGAUUUUUUUUGUGCUGAAGACAUGGGUGGAUUGUGAAACUAACCUGGCUAUUUAAAAAAAAACAAUUUUUAUUGUAAAAUACUAUUUUAAUAGAAUUAAACACAUACUGGACGGUUACAUUUGUAUUGAGAAAGGUAAGAACAGAUGCGUAAAAUAAAAUGCUACUAAUUAUACAGCUACUUUUCCUACAACAAUAAUGUUUUCAGCUGUACUAAGUAAAUGGUAACAAUUAUUGAUGGAAAUCUAUUUUUAAUAUGUACCUUGUUGGGUAACACUUUAGCAUUUCUUUACACUUUAGAUCAGG
Molecule: messenger RNA, 1831 nt
Organism: Protobothrops mucrosquamatus (brown spotted pit viper)
Lineage: Eukaryota; Metazoa; Chordata; Lepidosauria; Squamata; Viperidae
Gene: SMPD2
Product: sphingomyelin phosphodiesterase 2
Exons: 11
Coding region: 122-1342 (406 amino acids)
Cellular component (GO): cytoplasm
Molecular function (GO): sphingomyelin phosphodiesterase activity
Source: RefSeq, a predicted model, not a curated record